CGAAGUGAAAUCAGCAGUCUCUUCCUCUCUCGCUCCCUCGCUCGCUACCACCGAAAGCGUCGCAGCUCCAGAAGCCGAGCGGAAGAGGAAGCGGAGAGGAAGAGAAGGGGUCGGCAAUGGCUGGUGCGGUACCUCCCGAAGCGGCGAAGGCUGCGGCCACAGAGAAGGCGGCUCCCGAGAAAGUGGACUACUUGAACCUCCCGUGCCCUAUUCCGUACGAGGAAAUCCACCGAGAAGCUAUGAUGUCUCUGAAGCCGGACCUUUUUGAGGGGUUUAGGUUUGAUUUUACCAAAGGACUUAAUCCACAAUUUGCUCUGAGUCACAGUGUGUCUAUGGGAGCUGCUGAAAUUCCUUCUCAAUCUUCUGAGACUAUCAAAAUCCCCACUGCCCAGUACGAGUUUGGUGUUAAUUUUAUGGACCCAAAGUUGAUGCUAUUUGGGAGGCUUUUGACGGAUGGUAGAUUAAAUGCUAGAGUAAAGUGGGAUUUGACCGACAAUUUUUCUUUCAAGGCUAAUGGGCUGCUUACCGGCGAGCCACAUAUGUCACAUGGCAUGUUCAAUUUUGAUUACAAGGGAAGUGAUUACAGAGCCCAGUUUCAAGCGGGAAGUGGUGCCUUAUUUGGAGCAAACUAUAUUCAGAGUGUGACACCUCAUCUUUCUUUGGGUGGUGAAGUAUUUUGGGCUGGACAGCAUCGAAAGUCUGGUAUUGGAUAUGCUGCUCGAUUCAACACGGAUAAAAUGGUCGCUACAGGACAAGUUGCUAGCACUGGAAUGGUCGCAUUGAGUUAUGUUCAAAAGGUGUCUGAAAAGGUUUCUUUGGCAACAGACUUCAUGUACAACUACAUGUCAAGGGAUGUAACUGCAAGUGUGGGUUAUGAUUACCUCCUUAGACAGUCUCGGCUAAGAGGGAAGAUUGAUUCUAAUGGUUGUGUUGCUGCGUUUCUGGAAGAGCGAUUGAAUAUGGGUCUCAACUUCAUACUGUCCGCAGAGUUGGAUCAUAAGAAGAAGGACUACAAAUUUGGUUUUGGCUUGACAGUGGGACAGUAAAAUUUGAUGCAUGGAGCUGUUGAUGAAUUCUCUCUUCCCUUAUUUCUGCUGCAAACUGCAAGUUUGUGGGUCGAUUUUCCUCUCGAUUACCGGAGAGCUUUUGUUGUACAAUCCUCGAGUAAAAUGGUUUAGCUAAAUUUAGCAGCUCAAACAUUAUUCAAAUGGCUCGGAGCCGUUAAUUCUUUUUGCUCUUUUUUUUUCUUGGAAUCAUAGCUAUCUUUUCUUGGAAGCUAGGUAUGUUUUGUGCAAAUUAACGACUUGCUACGACUUUU
This is a messenger RNA of Rhodamnia argentea, 1318 nucleotides long. Its product is annotated as mitochondrial import receptor subunit TOM40-1. The transcript has 11 exons. Gene Ontology annotation, cellular component: mitochondrial outer membrane translocase complex; mitochondrial outer membrane. The record is from RefSeq and is a predicted model, not a curated record. Gene Ontology annotation, molecular function: transmembrane protein transporter activity. Gene Ontology annotation, biological process: protein import into mitochondrial matrix. The coding region runs from base 117 to 1046 and encodes 309 amino acids. Lineage: Eukaryota; Viridiplantae; Streptophyta; Magnoliopsida; Myrtales; Myrtaceae.